Molecule: messenger RNA, 1177 nt
Organism: Choloepus didactylus (southern two-toed sloth)
Lineage: Eukaryota; Metazoa; Chordata; Mammalia; Pilosa; Megalonychidae
Gene: NDUFS4
Product: NADH:ubiquinone oxidoreductase subunit S4
Exons: 5
Coding region: 54-581 (175 amino acids)
Biological process (GO): electron transport chain
Source: RefSeq, a predicted model, not a curated record
GUUAGUCCCUUGCGGUGACCCAUACUCCCAUCCCGGUGUUUGCCUGCAGCAAGAUGGCGGCAGUGUCAAUGUCAGUGGCGCUGAGGCAAGCGAUGUCGGGGAGAAGGGCAGCAGUUUUAGCUGCCAUUUCCGUUUCCAGGGUUUCGACCAGGUUCCUGGGUACUUCCGCAUGGAGGUUGGCACAGAACCAAAUUCAAGACACACAGCUCAUCACAGUUGAUGAAAAAUUGGAUAUCACAACUUUAACUGGUGUUCCAGAAGAGCAUAUCAAAACUAGAAGAGUUAGGAUCUUUGUUCCUGCUCGUAAUAACAUGCAGUCUGGAGUAAACAACACAAAGAAAUGGAAGAUGGAGUUUGAUACCAGAGAACGAUGGGAAAAUCCUUUGAUGGGUUGGGCAUCAUCGGCUGAUCCUUUGUCCAACAUGGUGCUGACCUUCAGUACUAAAGAAGAUGCAGUUUCCUUUGCACAAAAAAAUGGAUGGAGCUAUGACGUUGAAGAGAGGAAGGUUCCAAAACCGAAGUCCAAGUCUUAUGCAACUAAUUUUUCUUGGAACAAAAGAACAAGGGUAUCCACAAAAUAGGUUGGCACUGACUAUAUCUCUGUGCUUGACUGUAAAUAAAGUCAGCUGUGCAGUAUUUAUAGUCCUUGUAUAAUAUAUCUCUUAAUCUCCUAAUAAAUUUGACCUUUAAACUACAGAUACAUUUUGCUGUGUCUACUUAAAAUGUUUUUUGAUGUCUCAAAUUGAACAUGUUACAAAUUUCUUACAUAUAGAAGAGAUUUGAGGUGAUUAAUACCUCUAGGAAAUUUUGGUAAUUAGAAUCUAGUAAAAGGAGUGUUUGAAAUCACUUGCAACAUUGAAGUUUUAUGCUUGCUUUUUAUAGCCAUUCCUAAGUUAAUAGUGUUAAUAAACUGCCAGCCAUCAUUAUUAAAAUGUUGUCUUAGAAUUCUUUUAUUAUAUAAACAGAAGUAUGUUAUAUCAUUACAAACUGAUAAAUCUCCUUACUGAAAUUCUUCUCUUUAAUUGGAACUUUAUAUUCUCUAAGCUUUUUUGAGCCUGCAUGAAUUGUAUUCCAUGCUAAUCUCUGCCCACAAAUCAACACUUAAUGAUUCUGAUAAAGAUUUUAUAUUCUUAUGAAAUUGAAAAACUAAGAGAAAAUAAAGUUUAAAUGUUGGAGA